Fusarium venenatum is the source of this 1290-nucleotide messenger RNA. Its product is annotated as soluble quino protein glucose/sorbosone dehydrogenase. Lineage: Eukaryota; Fungi; Ascomycota; Sordariomycetes; Hypocreales; Nectriaceae. The record is from RefSeq and is a predicted model, not a curated record.
AUGUCACGCUUAGCACAGGUACUCCUCGCAGCUGGGGCAGCUCUUGUUGGCCUCACCUCUGCAGAAUGCAAUCUCACUCCCAAGUUCAACAUCUCUACCAUUGAUGGCGUGGAGUUCAAACUCCUGCGUACCGGUCUGCAGCGACCUCGACACCUUGUUGUCGACACCGAGGGUAACCUUCUGAUCGCUGAGGGUGGCAACAAGGGUGUAAGAAGGGUUGUCCUCGAUGAUGGCAAAGACCUCGAUGUUUGCAUUGACUCUGACAAAGCCGUGAUUGCUGAGACGAGUGUGAGCCUCAACCAUGGUAUUGCCCUUACAGCCGAUGGUAAAACCAUUCUUGUUUCUAGCGCUAGCGAGGUAUACGCCUAUGAGUACGAUGCCUCCACAGGCAGCGUCGGCUCUCGCCGAACUGUUAUCACGGGUAUGGAUGGAUCUGCAACUCACUCCACCCGCACCCUGACGAUCCCUCUUGCUGGCAAUCCUAACUUGCUGCUCGUGGCUGGCGGGUCAGAUGGUAAUCUGGACACCGAAACUGUGAACAAGGAUGUUGUUCGUAGUCAGGUCAGAGUCUUCAAGAUUGAUGAGAUGUUGGCGGCGGAUGCACCACUAGAGUAUGGCGACGCGUCGCUAUUUGGUUGGGGUCUUCGUAACAGCGUUGGUUGGGCAGAGGACCCUGCUACAGGACAUAUCUGGUCUGUUGAGAACUCAGUCGACAAUCUUUACCGUGGUGACGUCGAUAUCCACAACACUAAUCCUGGCGAGGAACUAAACUUCCAUGGUUCUCCUGAUGACACCUCCAGCUCCCAGUACGGUGCCAACUACGGGUAUCCUGGAUGCUUCUCUAUCUACGAUACCUCCAAUAUUAAGGACUACCCAGGCGGAGCAAAGAUUGGCCAGCAGAUGGCCGCUACGCCGCAGGGAGAGACGGAUUUGGGAUUCACAGAUGAGGAGUGCCAAGAGAAGAAAGCGCCUAGGAUUACCUUCGGUUCUCACCUCGCGCCAUUGGACGUCAAGUUUCUUGAUGGUAGCGCCGCAUAUAUUGCAUUCCAUGGAAGCUGGAACCGCAAUCCUGGUGAUGGCUACCGUGUCAGCAAGGUGGACUUUGCCGACGGUGAACCUGUUUCAGCAUCUGAUGACUCCAAGGCUGAAGUGCCAAUAAUGUGGAACGACGACAAUACCAAGUGUCCUUCAGGCUGUUUUAGGCCGGCAGGCUUGGCGUUUGACAAGGCGGGAAGGUUGUUUAUGACCAGUGAUUCGACGGGAGAGCUAUAUGUUCUAACCGGUGUUUAA